UUUUUUUUUCUUUUGAGAUUAUCCACACAUGGGACUGUGUAUAGCGUAGUCCGGGAACAUGAUUUUAACUUUGCACACUCUUUGUUGGAGUAUAUAUUUUCUUUCGAGCCCCCAAGCACUCGGGCUUGACGGUCAUUUCUUGCCAAGAGAGGUACGUAUUUUAUAACGUCCUUUAAUCAUGUUUGGGGUCGUGCUCGUAUAUGCGAGUGACCUUUAUAGUGGUAUGCUAUUUUGACGAAGUCGUGGAGUGCGACUUCAGUUUCCGGGCGACAAAGUUUAUUUUCCAAUAAUAUCCGGUUUAGCUUGGCCCGGAUUAAUCUUUUGACAAACAAACAUUUUUCAUUUUGAGAAACCAACGACUUAACAAUAUUUUUUUGGUGUUUCGAAGAAUGACCUUGAUAUUUAUUUUGCUCAUAUUUGUUUUGAAAAGUGUACACAUAUAUUCCUUGAGACGAGUUUUCGACCAAGUCUUAACAUUCAUUUUCACUAUUUGGGUGCUAAAGGUGCUUUUGGGCUUUGAUCUUGAUUGCAAUAGGGCCUCGUGUCUACCAACACGGUUUUAAGUCCUUUCCUGUUCCGCGUUUUGUGAAAUCCGGGCAUUGGGCUGCAUUUUCAGCGCCCAAGGCUAGGCGUUAAUCAUUUUGGCGCCCAGCCGUGGGCGCUGAAAGUCUUUUCCUGACGAUUUUUGGCUUUCGGAUUUCUUAGCGCGUUUCCAAAUGGGAUCAGGAUGUCAUUUGAUGUCUUCAGCUAUAUAUAGGGGUUAGAUACGUCCCUCUUUUCCAUCACUCUUAAUCUUCUUCUCUCUUGUAGUUGCUUAGCUUUAAUUCCUCCUUGCUUUUGUAAUGUCGAUUCCUCCCUUCUCCCUCCAACGAGCUGUGAGGCGCUGGCUAAGAACCCUUACUCCUACAGAAAAGGCUUUGUUGAAAGAAUACCACUUAGAGGCACUUUUAGGCUUACAACAAAUUAAUAUUGACUAUAACUUUCUGCAUGCUGCCCUGAGCUUUUGGGAUUCCGAUCAUCAUGUUUUUGUCUUUCGGGGCAAUGAAAUAUGUCCUUUGCCAGACGACUUUGCUGCGAUCCUUGGUUAUCCUACUAAUGCUACUCCCGCCACCCCUGGCACCAUUGAAGAGGGUAAGACAACCAUAGGGGCUUUCCUAGGACUAGAUGCUAACAUGCUUGCCGAGUUUGUUGUAGGUGAUGAGGUUGUUUUGGCAAAGCUUGUAAAACAUCACUUUAGGCCUAGUAAAAAUAUGACCGAACAUAAAUUGAACAUUCGAGCCCUUGUAUUUUGUUUGUUGAAUCAUUAUUUGCUGUCGAAUAACAAUGGUGAGUUCGGUGACAUAAGGUUGAUCCCCUUGAUUAGCCAGAUGGAAAGUUGCUAUUCUAUUAUGCCGUUGGUUGUUGCCAAGACUUUGCUGAGUGCGGAUGAGUUGAAGAAGAAUGCCAAAUCUGAAUAUUUUAAGGGAAGCCCCCUAUUGCUGCAGAUUUGGCUCAUGGAACGACUUAGGCUUUUAGAAACUCCUGCCGAUCCUAAACAUUAUCGCCCUAUAGCCUUGGGUAACCGAAAGUAUUUGCACCGAGCCCAGGACGAGGCCGAGUGGGCUUCCUUUUUUACUCAUGGUAUCUGUUCUAUUAAGUGGGUGGUACCGUGGUGGGGUUUGACUACUAUGACGGGGGGUUCUGAUGUGUCGGUUUAUGUUUCUUUGUUGGGGCUAUCUCGGCCUAUUUAUAUCUUUCCUUACCGAGUCAUGCGUCAAUACGGCUUAAGGCAGACUAUCCCUUUUUCCGAUACAGUACCACCUAAAGUAGCAGCCUUUUCACAAGCACGGGUUCAAGCAUGGGCUAAGUAUUAUGAUGGUCUCCCGCGUUGGGCCGUGGCUACAAAUGGCUUUGUGGGUCUUUCUGAAAACUACAAGUUGUGGAUGAGUUCCGAUGAUAAAGCUGUGAGGACCGAGGCUCGAAAUGGGGAGCCAGCUGAGCUUUUGAUACCUCGUAUUCGGGUUAGAUAUGAGGGCCGUGAUUCUGCCAAUCCUCGCACUCAUGGUAUUAAGACUGUGAAAGCUCGUCCUGAUCGAAAGCGAAAGGAAGUUCCUCCCCGCUCCAGUUCUAGGCCUAAGAAGAUGCCUAACAUGAAGGGGCCUGCCGUUGCUAAAAGAAAUGCAAGCUCUCGCGGAGAUCGUCGCCGGAAUAAUGUAUGGGUUAGGAGAGCUCAGCCACCAGUAGAAACAGUGACUAAUCCAAUUGAUGUUGAUAAUCCUUCCCCCACCAUUGUCUGUGCCCUUGAGGCUGAGCAGGCUAUAACUGUUCAAACUGAGAAUGUUUCUGAAGCCUUGGCAUCUUUGGAAGUUAGUGUUCAGGAGCCGAUUCUUAUGGAGAUUGAUAUAGGGGCAGCGCAGAAGACUGUGGGGGUGGAUCCUGCGAACAUUGCCCUCUACAAGACUUUAUUUGAUGAUCCGGAAGAACUAGAGUAGUGUAGUUCUUGCUAGGGUGUAGGUGCCCUUUAUUUAUUUCAGUUGUGUUUGUUUUUUCCUUCUUAGCACUUUUGUUUUCCUUCUUAUCAUUUUUUAAUAAAGGCGUAUUUUAUUUUUACUUUUUUUUGCUUCUCCCUUUUUUUUCUCUUUUUUUUUAUAUAUGUCUAACACUUUUGCACAAUGUAUAUAUGUUUUUUACUUGAUUGGACCGAAUCCAUAAAUAGGAUUGCCUACGUACCUUUGUUAAAUAUUUUUUAACUUAGAAUCAGGUCGCGCGUAGUUCUGGCUAGAAUAAUUCUAGGAUGCCGAAUUUUAAUAGAUAUGCCCUGAGGUGGAAACAUAUUAUUUAAUUGGUAAAAUGAGUGAAGUAUUAUCAUUAUUUUAGUCUGCUGUUUUUUGCCGACUGAGCUGGAAACAUAAAAAUGAAAUUCCAUGUGUUUUUUGUACGGCUAUUUUUUUUGGUACGCGUAUCUGGAUACGUGCUGUACCCCCCAAGUGUUCGUUAUUUUUCCGUUAUGUGCGGAUAAAAUGACGAGCACUUCUGAAAAGUUUAGGCAGGCAGAGAGUUUCAACGCCCAGGCUGGGGCGUCAAAGAUUUCGGCGCCCAGUCAUGGGCGCUGAAAAUGAUUUCUGGGCGGUCCUUUCGACGCUUUGCUUCACAUGUUCUUGCAUUUAUUUUUUUUCUCUUUGUUUUGUGCUUUACUUUUUUACUCGUAUUAAGAUCAAUUUUGAGGCUAUUUCGGAGGCUUUUUUGACUGUUAGCGUGAGACGCAUUUUUGUCCGGAUUAAAUUUUUCUAUUCGUGACUCGAAACGGUUUUGAGAAUGGGGUUAGUGUGUGGAAGAUAUGAAGAUCUUUGUAUAGGCUUUUGAGUGGGCUGAGGUGCGUGUUGAUGCGGGGGCCGGUGUUAUUUUAAUGAGUUUUUUUUUUUUUUUCUUUUUCUUGAGCAUUAUUUGUAUUGUUUUGAAUUUGAUUUCCUUUUUUUAUUUCUUUGGGUUGCAUGGGUUAGACCCUUAUGUUGUGGCAAUAUGAUAGUGUGGUUCAUUUCGAUGUCACGAUUCAAGACCGAGUGGGCCUUGUUUAUUGGGCCUAGAGUGGGCUGCCUCUUUGUUUUUGUAUUUGCAAGUACAUUUGGUGUUUCUUUAGUGUUAGAAUAAAAGUUUUUAGGAGAAAUCUUACGCCUUUAUUAAUUUGGAAAGUAAGGAAAACACACUGAAAUAAAAUUAACCUAUAUUCUAAGGGGUCUUAGGACCAUCUAAAGCUUUUUUUUUUCUAUCAAUCUAAAGAACUACUAGGCGCUUUUUACUAAGGUGCUCUAUAUGCCUCAAGCCUUGGGUUUAGUCUCGUAAAACUUUGGUCCUCCGCCGGUACUCAUCUUGAAUUCUAUCCCUUUUGUGUUGGCCCACUGACAUGUCUUCACCCAUCCGUUCUCGGCCUCUUCUAGUGUUGAUGCAGGAGAGAUUAACCGGGUUGGAU
Spinacia oleracea (spinach) is the source of this 3946-nucleotide messenger RNA. RefSeq lists its product as uncharacterized. The coding region runs from base 843 to 2471 and encodes 542 amino acids. The transcript has 2 exons. Gene Ontology annotation, biological process: meristem maintenance; meristem development. The record is from RefSeq and is a predicted model, not a curated record. Lineage: Eukaryota; Viridiplantae; Streptophyta; Magnoliopsida; Caryophyllales; Amaranthaceae.